Debaryomyces hansenii CBS767 is the source of this 945-nucleotide messenger RNA. It is a transcript of the gene CDA2, whose product is annotated as chitin deacetylase. Gene Ontology annotation, biological process: ascospore wall assembly; carbohydrate metabolic process. Lineage: Eukaryota; Fungi; Ascomycota; Pichiomycetes; Serinales; Debaryomycetaceae. The record is from RefSeq and is a predicted model, not a curated record. The transcript has a single exon. Bases 1 to 945 code for a protein of 314 amino acids. Gene Ontology annotation, molecular function: chitin deacetylase activity. Gene Ontology annotation, cellular component: prospore membrane.
AUGAAGUACUUAAUAUACAUAGUUCUCCUCAUAGGGCAAGCAAUUGCCUUUAACUUCGAAAGUUCCGAAGACGAUGAGGUAGAAAAUACGGAAGUUCAGAAGGAAUCUAAUCCCGUGGCCAACCGAUUACCUUUUCCUAGUUGGUUGUCCGAUUUCACAGGUCUUACCGAAUGGCCAGGAAUGGAUCCACCAUAUAUUCCAUUAGAUUUCAUAGACGUCAAUUCUAUUCCUGAUGGAAUACCUCGACAUGGAAACGGCCACUGUGAACCAGUCAUUAAUGACCACGAAACAUGCUCGUUUGAUUGUUAUAAUUGUGUCUCUGCUGACGACGUAUAUACCUGUCCAAAACUAUCCCAAACAUUCGACGACGGUCCUUCGUUGAUGACAUUAAAGUUACUUGAUAACUUGAAAUCGAAAUCCACAUUCUUCACCUUGGGUGUGAACAUAGUUCUCUUUCCCGAUAUUUAUCGCAAAACUCUGCAAAUGGGCCAUAUAAUGGGAUCUCAUACAUGGUCACAUAAGUUUUUACCAAGUCUAACAAACGAACAGAUAAUUGCUCAAAUUGAAUGGUCCAUCUGGGCCAUGAAUGCUACUUGCGGGCAUUUACCAAAAUGGUUUAGACCACCAUAUGGUGGUCUCGAUAACAGAGUCAGAUCCAUUGUGAGACAAUUUGGGAUGCAAAAUGUGGUAUGGGACUUCGACACCUUCGACUGGAAGUUGAUUAGCGAAGAUGAUAAGUCCAAUCAGCAUGAAUUAGAAAUCUACGAAGAUAUAGGACGAUUUAAGAAGACAAAAGGAAGUCAAGGCCUAAUAUUGGAACACGAUGUGUACCCCAGAACCGUCGAGGUUGCAAUCGAGGUUCACAAACUCAUAGGCCCUGAUCAGAUUACAGUACCCGAAUGCGUUGGGGGUAUUGAUUAUAUAAAAAAAUUCAUACAUAUAUAG